Molecule: messenger RNA, 2247 nt
Organism: Solea solea (common sole)
Lineage: Eukaryota; Metazoa; Chordata; Actinopteri; Pleuronectiformes; Soleidae
Product: small conductance calcium-activated potassium channel protein 1-like
Exons: 9
Coding region: 81-2129 (682 amino acids)
Biological process (GO): potassium ion transmembrane transport
Cellular component (GO): plasma membrane; neuronal cell body; neuron projection
Molecular function (GO): calmodulin binding; small conductance calcium-activated potassium channel activity
Source: RefSeq, a predicted model, not a curated record
AGGAGGACAAUCUCUCACCGUCCCAUAAAACCUUUAAAGUAAAAGCUACAGUGGAUUCUUACCCUUUCAAUCUUCACACAAUGGAACACUCUGCCUCUAUGAACUUGACUGUGGUGGAUGGAGAUGAGGUGGAGGACCAGCGACCUCUCCUCCCAACAAGGAUAGUUCCCCUACCUCAGGUGUGCUCUCCACAGUGUGGGAUACACCACACAGUCCAAACAUCGGCCGACCACACCGUGUGGCUGGACCGCAGCCAAGCCGUGACCACCACGCUUUUAUACAACGGCCAUCUUUAUGUCGCGCCUUCUCCUCGCUCUAAAAAGAGGGCAGACAAAGUGAAAGGCAAGGAGAAGAAGUGUGAGAAGAGGUCAGGGGGCAUCAGAGCAAACCCGGGACACAAGGAGCAAAAUCACCAGUGCAGAGGCAAAAAUGCAACAAUCCACAGACUCCAGGAGAGAGUCACCUCUUUCACCGACAUCCCCAUGUCUCCCCGUGACUCACCGGGUAAGAGCCCGAGCAGGUCACAUGUAGACACCAAGGACGUUGAGAGCAGGGGAGGCUGCAAGACAGACAAGGCCUCUCUGGAGAUGCACGGCCGUCUCCCAGAGAUCGUCAUCACCAGCAAAGAUGACGACCGCCAGCAUCAGAACAAGACAUCCCAGUAUCACCAGGACCCGAGGAAGAGCAAAGGCCUGCUGCCAGGAGCCGAGUGUCCCAGUCCAAGCCCCAGUCCCAGUCCUCAUAGCAGUCCAAAGCACAAGGCAGAGGACAAGGACGACCACUACUGGAAGACCCACGGUAUCGGCUGGCGGCUCGUCCGCAGGAGGACUCUGUUUCUGAGGAGGCAGCGGCUGAGCGACUGCACUCUGGCUGUGGGGAUGUUCGGCGUGGUGCUGAUGGUGAUGGAGACAGAACUGUCAUGGAGCGUCUACAGCAAGAGCUCCAUCUACUCCCUCGCGCUCAAGUCCGUCAUCAGUUUGUCGACGCUCGUCCUGCUCGGCCUCAUCAUAGCCUAUCACUGCUGUGAAGUGCAGCUUUAUGUCAAUGACCUUGGUGCAGAGGAUUGGCGGAUCGCCAUGACAACAGACCGCUUGGCUCUGAUGGCCCUGGAGCUGCUAGUCGCGGCCAUUCACCCGUACCCCGUGGGUCUGCUGGCGUACUUUCAGCAGAGCUCGGCGGCUCGCUUGUCGUCGUCAGAGACAGAGCUGGAGAUCGCGCUGACUCUGCCCAUGUUGCUCAGACUCUACCUGCUGUGGCGAGUCAUGAUGCUGCACAGCCGCCUCUUCACUGACACGGCAUCCCGCAGCAUCGGGGCCCUCAACAAGAUUCACUUCAACACCAGGUUUGUGGGGAAAACACUGAUGACGACUUACCCCGGCACCGUGCUCAUGAUCUUCAGUGUUUCUCUGUGGAUUGUGGCAGCGUGGGGCUUACAUGUGUGUGAGAGACACCACAACUACAAAGACCUCAGCAGCAACUACAUGGAAGCCUUGUGGAUGAUCUCCGUCACGUUCCUGUCCAUUGGUUAUGGAGACGUGGUGCCUCACACCUACUGUGGACGCAGCAUCUGCCUCCUCACUGGAAUAAUGGGAGCAGGCUGCACUGUCCUGGUGGUGGCGGUCGUAGCAAGGAAGUUGGAGCUGACCAGAGCAGAGAGGCAUGUCCACAACUUCAUGAUGGACUCCCACAUCUCUAAGAGGAUAAAAAUUGCCGCAGCAAAUGUGCUGAGGGAGACUUGGCUCGUCUACAAAUACACAAAGCUGUCGGGAAAAAGAGAUGACACCAGAGUCUGCAUGCACCAGCGGAAGCUGCUGCUGACCAUCCAUCAGCUGCGUCGUGUAAAGAUGGAGAAGAGGAUACUAGCAGACCAGGGGAACACAUUAGUUGACCUCUCCAAGAUACAGAGCCUGAUGUACGACGUGUUGUCCGAGGUGCAAGGCUGCAGAGGGGAGCUGGACUCACACAUCCACAGCCUGGAGAAGCAUGUGGAGGAGCUGAGGGAGGGCUUCAGGAGCCUGAUGCCACUUCUGUCCAACACUCUGUCCACUCAGAACUCCUCCAUACGACACCUUCUCAGGGAGAGGGAGGGGAAGGCAGAGACAGCCGGUAUGAGUGGAAGUGACAGGUAGAGACGAUGGGGACAUGUCUGACACCUCGUGCAAACUUGUCUUGAGGCUCGUCUUGUCUGGAAGAUUCAUCAGAAGUGAACAGAUGAAACCAGUAUAGAAUACAUUUUUAAUAGCUAAA